AUGGCUGCCCAAAGCAUUCCUGACAACAAUGACCGGGAUGCUAAGAACGUGGGAUCAAUGCCCGUGCUGCCGCUGGGCUUCCGCUUCUUCCCUUCUGAUGAAGAGAUCUUCUGCAACUACCUGGUGAACAAGGACGACCACCUGAACCCUGACCCGGCCAACCGAUUUUAUCACAAUGUGAUCAGGGAGCUCGACGUGUAUGGCUACAGCCCGUCGGAGCUAUUGGAGAAUCCCUACUUCGAGAACGGCUCUGGGGAGGCGACCAGGCACUGGUACUUCUACACAGCAACUCGUGGGCCAGCCGAUAGCCAGAGAAGGAUGAGGGCCAUGAACUGCGGAUUCUGGCUGAUGUGGGGCAGGGGCAACGAUGCUGUCUUGGGUGCUGGUGGUGAAGGUCUGGGUACCAAGAGCUGCCUUGUUUUCUUCAUGGGGACUUCAGUUCACAAUGCUGUUAGGACUGAUUGGACGAUGCAUGAAUUUGCCCUGCCUGAUCAUGCCCAGGCUUCUUUCAUGCUCUAUCGACUUUCUGCGAAGCCUUGGACCGGGAAUAGCUCAUUGAGUGCUCGCAAUGAUGGAGUGCUCACAUAUGAAGCUGCUCCAGGAGGCAAUCAUGAGGAUGUUGUGGUUAGCGAGAUACAUUACCAUGUUCCAGAAGGGCAAAUUCCUGCUCCUGUUCGUCUGAACCAGACCAUCUAUCUGAAUAGUAGGGUAAACGAUCAUCAUAGGGACUCGACGGUGCUGGGAACUUCGGAGCUGACUUUGCUGCACCGCCUCACCGCCGGCAACAGGUGCUCCAAGGGUAGACUAUAUAGAUCUGGAUGA
Messenger RNA from Syzygium oleosum, 822 nucleotides. RefSeq names its product protein FEZ-like. Gene Ontology annotation, biological process: regulation of DNA-templated transcription. The record is from RefSeq and is a predicted model, not a curated record. The transcript has 3 exons. Lineage: Eukaryota; Viridiplantae; Streptophyta; Magnoliopsida; Myrtales; Myrtaceae. Gene Ontology annotation, molecular function: DNA binding. The coding region runs from base 1 to 822 and encodes 273 amino acids.